AGUUUCGGGCAGAAUUGGGGGCGGAGCCAAAGUGAGUGCCUUUCUGCAGAGCCGGAGAGAGAGACGCGGGAACCAUGGCGGGUGGAAUGCAAGUGAACAAGAACAAAUUCAUUGAAGACUGGAACGCAGCAAGGGAGAAUCUUGAGCACAACUUCCGAUGGACCCGCCGGAAUCUGGCACUCGUCGGUAUCUUCGGCAUCGCCGUCCCCAUCCUCGUCUACAAGGGGAUCAUCAACGAAUUCAAUAUGCAGGAUGAGGAUGCGGGGAGACCCUACAGGAAGUUCGUCGGACAAAAAUAGGGACAACAAAUCUGUUUUUCUGUGUAAUAAUGAUGGGGUUCUAGGGGCUUGUUCUGCUGGAUUUGUUACCAAGUUACAACCUCAAGGAGUGAGGGAGUCAUCCUUUUACAAGUAGAAGCAAUUUCAUCUUUAGAAGAGGAUGGAGCACGGUCAAGUUCCUCUCGUGUUUUCUUUGAAGAGAAAAGCAAGAAGAUCAGCAAUUUAAUGAACUCACAGUUAGGCGUUGGUUUUAGUGUUUGUGUGCAUUUAUUUCUCUAAGUACAUGCUUUGCAAAGCAAUUCAUGAGUCCAGAACUUGCUGCUUUCGAUUGUCUUAGUUAUGUUGGCAGUUCAGUUCAGCAACGAAAAUCUUUUUUGGGUACACUCAGCUCUGUAGGAUCAUGUAGGCCGAAGAUGACCAAACCUGACCUGAUCUGACAUCUGAGUAGCUUUUUUGUAUUGAUUGCUAGCGGUUAGCAUGGACAGGAAAGAAACUGGGUCCUUUUUUCUUUGGCUUGCAAAUUCUUGUUCGAUCUUAUAAAAUUGGCUUGCAAAUGGAAU
Nymphaea colorata (pocket water lily) is the source of this 838-nucleotide messenger RNA. RefSeq lists its product as uncharacterized. The coding region runs from base 75 to 299 and encodes 74 amino acids. The record is from RefSeq and is a predicted model, not a curated record. Lineage: Eukaryota; Viridiplantae; Streptophyta; Magnoliopsida; Nymphaeales; Nymphaeaceae. The transcript has 3 exons.